AUGCCUGUUGAUGGUUCUCGAUCAUCUGAAGUCCCUGUUAGAUCAUCGGAUGUUCUGAUCUCCAACAAGUUCAUGAACAGCGCUUUCCAUUCUGAUGAGGUUAUGGAUAAUGAUCAAGCAUCCCAAGAUUCUUGCUACGCUAACAUGCCGGGUGCUGGUUCUGGAUCAUCUCAGGGCCCUUCUGUGUUUGCUGAAUCAUCUCGCGGCCCUUUAGACGUUCUGAGUUUCAAUAAUAUUCAUAAUCAUGAACUUGUUGAGAAUUACAACCGUGAUCUUAGCAAUAUAUUACGAAAGGUGUCAUUCUCCACCAAACAAUUCAUUUACAAUAUGAGUUUAAACCGUAUCAGACCCAUAAGAGCUUAUAGAUGUCUUGUAGCUUUAAAAGGGGGGCAUCACAAUGUCAAUGGGACUCCGAUGGAUUUUAAAAAUUUUAGCCACCAGUUGCGAAUUUUUAUUGGUGAACGCGACGCACAAGUUUUCCUCGAACGCUUGCGUGAGCGCUUUGACAACCUACCCAACUUCUAUUUUGAUUACACUGUAUCAAAUGGGAAGUUGUCUUCUGUAUUCUGGGCUGAUGAGAUUUCAAAGCUAAACUACAAAGCUUUUGGCGAUGUCCUCGCCUUUGACGCGACUUACAACACUAACAGGUACAAGAUGGUUUUUGUGCCAUUCACGGGCGUGGGUCAUCAUUUCCAAUGUAUUACAUUUGGUGCGGGUUUGAUAUCAACCGAGUCUAUUGAAUCUUAUGUGUGGUUGCUUAAGGCUUUCUUGAAGACACACGGUACUCAACCAACUCUCGUGCUGAGUGAUCAAGACCCAUCCAUGCUUCAAGCUGUUCCUAUGGUCUUUACCGAAUCACGCCACCGUCUAUGCAUGUGGCAUAUAAUGAAAAAACUACCCUCCAAGAUCUCUGCGGACCUUCUUGAUAACACUGAUGUUCGGUCCUGCAUUCACCGGUACAACAUCAAACAUCUUUGGGUACCAGCCUACUUCAGGGAACUGCCAAUGUGUUGCUUGAUGAAGACCACUUCACGCUGCGAAAGCUCUAACGCUGCCUUCAGGGUCAACUCAAUAAGCGCAAACACCCUUGUACAAUUUAUGAGGUGCUUUGAAAAUAGGGUAGACAGCCAACGCUAUCGGCAACGUGUAUCCGAGUACAAAACCUCAUCCACGGUGUUCAAGGGCACUACUGAAUUAGCGAUAGAGCAGCACGCGUUCGCCAUUUACACAAACGCUGUUUUCGCGCAAGUUCAAAAGGAGAUAAUUAAAGGGAAGUUUUUAUGCUACAUUACAAACCAAACUGAUUCCAGCAAUACCACUCUUUUGCUAGACGUCACUCAUUUGGACAAAAGGAACAACAUCAUAAACGUCUAUUAG
Helianthus annuus (common sunflower) is the source of this 1377-nucleotide messenger RNA. RefSeq names its product protein FAR1-RELATED SEQUENCE 5-like. Lineage: Eukaryota; Viridiplantae; Streptophyta; Magnoliopsida; Asterales; Asteraceae. The transcript is spliced from 6 exons. Gene Ontology annotation, biological process: regulation of DNA-templated transcription. Bases 1 to 1377 code for a protein of 458 amino acids. The record is from RefSeq and is a predicted model, not a curated record.